AUGCAGUCCGUAGCCGAAACUUCAGCUGCUGUGGCCUCUUCUGACACACGGCGAAAAAUUAUUAUUGAUACUGACACAGCUACCGAUGAUGCACUUGCCAUUUUGCUAGCACUAUUCGCUCCUAACAUAAAAGUUGAGGCUAUUACAAUAACAGUUGGAAAUGUCGAUUUUGAGCAGCAAGCAAAAAACGCACUCUAUACAUUGGAAAUAGCAGGUAAAGGUAAUGGUAAAAUUCCGGUUUAUCGAGGUUGUUCAAGACCGUUGAUGCGACAAACCCAUGGUACAGCGACCUAUAUACACGGUAAUGAUGGAAUGAGUGACUCAUUUUUUCCGGAUCCAAAGCAGAAGCCAGAAGCGGAGCACGCUGUAGAUGCUAUUAUUAGAUUAGUCGAAAAAUAUCCUGGUGAAAUAACUUUGGUUGCAAUUGGACCUCUUACUAAUAUCGCUUUAACAUUAUUACGUAAGCCUUCUAUUGCCAGUCAGAUAAAUUCUAUUUAUUUCAUGGGAGGUUGUUAUAAAUUUUAUGGUAAUGUUACACCAGUAGCAACAUAUAAUCCAUGGGUUGAUCCGGAGGCGGCAAGAAUCGUUUUUCAAUCAGGUAUUCCUAUUACAACUGCUGGAUUUGAUAUCAGCUGUUACAGUUCUAUAUUUACGGAUGCUGACUAUGAAGAAGUACAAAAGCUAGGAACAAAACUUGCUGACUUUUUUCUAAAGAUUAAUCGUAUACGAAGAGUAUUUUGUAAAGAACGUCAGAAAAUGAAUGGUUCCAAUCAUCCUGAUGCACUUACAAUGGCAAUUUUAAUUGAUCCAAGCAUUGGACAACAAAUGCUAUCACGGUAUGUUGAAGUAGAAACACAAGGCGAAUUGACUCGUGGUGUACUGGUUAUUGAUGAACUGGGAGUUAUGAGAAAAGCACCUAAUGCCACAAUUUGUGCACAAGCAGAUGAAAAGCUGUUUAAAGAAAUGGUUUUUAAUACAUUAAAGAUCAUAUAA
Rotaria sordida is the source of this 993-nucleotide messenger RNA. The record is from the annotation of a GenBank genome assembly. NCBI's taxonomy places the organism in Eukaryota, Metazoa, Rotifera, Eurotatoria, Philodinida, Philodinidae.